Molecule: messenger RNA, 3066 nt
Organism: Lachancea nothofagi CBS 11611
Lineage: Eukaryota; Fungi; Ascomycota; Saccharomycetes; Saccharomycetales; Saccharomycetaceae
Source: the annotation of a GenBank genome assembly
AUGCUUUUGAAUAAAGUUAUUGGCCUUCUGGGCGCACUGGCGAUCGAAGCUGUGUGUACCAGUCCUGAAUUGUCACCGGUUGAAAGAAAGGCUUCUCCCUUAAAUUCUAUCAGAGCGUUGGACGACAAUGGUCAAUGUCCUCCGUGCUUCAACUGCAUGCUGCCGAUUUUCGAAUGCAAACAAUUCUCUAUGUGCAACUCAAACACAGGAAGGUGCGAAUGUAUAGAGGGAUUCGGUGGCGACGACUGUUCAACACCAUUAUGCGGUGCCUUGUCAGACGGCAACAAUAAUAGGCCAGGAAGAGAAAAUGAUACUGAAAGCUGCGACUGCGUAGAUGGUUGGGGUGGUAUCAACUGUAAUAUUUGUGAGGAGGAUAAGGUCUGCGAUGCAUUCAUGCCAGAGGGCCUCAAGGGAACUUGCUAUAAGAACGGUAUGAUUGUAAAUCAAUUUCACCAGGGAUGUGACGUUACGAAUAAAAAAAUCGUUCAGAUUUUGAACGGUAAAAAGCCUCAGGUCACCUUUUCUUGCAGCAAGUCGACUGGCGAGUGUAAUUUUCAAUUUUGGAUUCAGGAAAUCGAAAGCUUCUAUUGUGGUUUGUCCACAUGCGAAUUCGAAUAUGACUUGAAAAGCAACUCUUCGCGUUAUACUUGUGAAGCUGUACAAUGCAAAUGUGUACCAGGAGAAAUGCUCUGCGGACAGAGCGGUUCGAUUGACAUUUCCGAGUUUUUAACCGAAACAAUCAAAGGUCCCGGCGAAUUUAGCUGUGACCUGGUCACCAAAAAGUGCAAGUUCAGCGAGCCCAGCAUGAAUGAUUUGAUCACAACAAUAUUUGGGGAUCCUUACAUUACGCUUAAAUGCGAGUCGGGAGAAUGUAUUCACUACAGUGAGAUCCCGGGCUAUCAAGAGCCCUCUAAAGACAAGCUAUCGUUACUCCAUAUUAUAAUGCUUUCCGCAACAUCUGUUCUGAUUCUUUCCCUUACUAUUGUUUCUGUUGUCUUCAUUUCGAGAAGCCCGCUCUUUAGUAGUCAACCAAUCCAGUUGAAUGAUGAUGAGGACAGUGAUGACGUUGAUUUUUUGAAACUGAGCCUAAAAGCUACUCUUUCAUUUGAGGACAUCAACUAUACUGUCAUGACGGACAAGGGAGAAACGAAACUGUUAAACGGUAUUAGCGGAACUGUCAAACCGGGAGAAAUUAUGGCCCUUAUGGGCGGGUCAGGUGCAGGGAAAACUACUUUAUUGGACAUUUUGGCCAUGAAGCACAAAGCUGGUAAAGUCUCGGGAUCGGUCAAAAUCAAUGGUUCAGAGGUCACAAAGCAAAAACUUGCCAAAUUUAUUGGAUUUGUUGACCAAGAAGACUUUUUACUUCCUACAUUAACUGUCUAUGAAACGGUAUUGAACAGCGCAUUGUUACGUCUACCCCGAAAGUUAGGGUUUGCUGCCAAACAGAAGCGGGUCUACCAAGUGCUUGAUGAGCUCCGAAUUUUUGAUAUAAAGGAUCGCAUUAUCGGAGAUGACUUCGAGAGGGGGAUUAGCGGCGGGGAAAAGAGAAGAGUGUCCAUCGCAUGUGAACUUGUAACGUCACCUUCUAUUCUAUUUUUGGAUGAGCCUACCUCAGGCCUUGAUGCUAAUAAUGCAAACAAUGUGAUAGAAUGCUUGGUACGUCUUGCCUUACAUUACAAUAGGACCUUAGUGUUAUCAAUCCAUCAACCCAGGUCAAACAUUUUCAAAUCAUUUGAUAAGCUCGUUUUAUUAAGCCAGGGUGAAUUGGUCUACUCCGGGAUUGCAACAGAAGUUAGUGAAUUUUUACGGAAUAACGGUUACACCUGCCCAUCAGAUUACAACAUUGCGGAUUAUCUGAUUGACAUAACUUUCGAAUCGAAGAAGAACUAUACAAGAAUUUCCUCCACACCUGAUGAUAUCGAAGCAAACUUGUAUAAUAGUGAUGACCAUGUUCACUUGCCCCUGGAAGAUACUGUUCUGAGAAAAGACUCGGCGACCGCCACCCAGGGCGAGUGGGAGCAUUACGCUGUCCAUCGGGACGAGCUUCGUUCGUUGCUUGAUCAUAACGAAGGUGGUCAAAUCGGAGGGCUAGGAUUCUUGAAUACCAAGUUGCUUCACUCCAAAUACAGGGAAAGUCAGUAUUUUUCCGGACUUUUGGAGGAUAUUGAUGCCAUCAAAGCUGCAUCGACGGGGGACACGGUGGAGACAAAUAAUGAUACACAGCCCGCUUAUUUCAGGGAGCAACUCGUAAUAUUAUCGUCAAGAACCUUCAAAAACAUUUACAGAAAUCCGAAGUUGCUACUUGGUAACUACUUGGUCACUCUCUUGUUAGGAUGCUUCUUGGGAUCCCUUUAUUAUGAUGUGGAAAACAAUAUCAGCGGCUUUCAGAAUCGUCUGGGGCUAUUCUUUUUUAUACUGACCUACUUUGGGUUUCUUACCUUCACAGGGCUGACCUCAUUCUCUCUGGAAAGAAUCAUCUUUCUCAAAGAGCGUUCAAACAAUUACUAUUCACCAAUCGCCUACUAUAUUAGCAAAAUUUUGAGUGAUGUUCUGCCCUUAAGGGUUAUACCACCCAUUUUGUUAGCCUUGGUUGUUUAUCCUACGGUGGGGCUGAACAUGGCUGACGCUGCGUUUUUCAAGUUUGUUGGAAUUCUAGUUCUAUUCAACUUAGGUAUAUCGCUGGAGAUUUUAACUGUCGGCAUAUUUGUUGAAGAUCUCAAUAAUUCCAUUGUCAUUAGCGUGUUGAUUUUGCUCGCCUCUCUACUCUUUAGCGGCCUCUUUAUUAACACGAAGGACAUCAGCAACGUGGCAUUCAAAUACUUGAAGAACUUAUCAAUAUUUUAUUACGCGUACGAGUCUCUGAUCAUCAACGAAGUUAAAACUCUGAUGCUAAAGGAGACAAAGUAUGGUCUCAAUAUUGAAGUACCGGGGGCUACAAUUUUAAGCACUUUCGGGUUCCUCGUUCAAAACUUCCUGCUAGACAUCAAGCUCCUCGUAGUUUUCAACAUUUUAUUUUUGAUCCUUGGGUAUCUAGGACUCGAAUUGAUAGUGAUUGAACAGAAGUGA